Odontomachus brunneus is the source of this 772-nucleotide messenger RNA. Its product is annotated as protein LLP homolog. The transcript is spliced from 2 exons. Bases 70 to 501 code for a protein of 143 amino acids. Gene Ontology annotation, cellular component: nucleolus. Lineage: Eukaryota; Metazoa; Arthropoda; Insecta; Hymenoptera; Formicidae. The record is from RefSeq and is a predicted model, not a curated record. Gene Ontology annotation, biological process: dendrite extension. Gene Ontology annotation, molecular function: RNA binding.
CAGCUGUUCUAACCUUAACCUAACCUAACUAUCUUGGUGCUUACACGUGUGAAGACGCGCUUGUGAAAAAUGGCAAAAUCGUUGCGAAGUAAAUGGAAAAGGAAAUGCCGAGCGGUCAAGAGAGAACGUUACGCGGCAAAGGAAUUGGACAGAUUAAAAAAGACUCUCGGCAUCGACGAGAAGACAUCCAAAGAUGUGGAAAUGACUAAUCUCGAGGAGAUUGCCAUAGUUGUAGAUGCAAGCAAAGUAAGAAAAGAUAUCAAGACCAAGCGGAGUGCCAUGACCACUGAUGAGGGUCAGAUGGAAGUGGAAGAUGCCAGAGUAUACGAUAAGAAAACAUUACGCGAUCAGUACGGCAAUUAUCCUGUGUGGAUGAAUCAUAGGAAGAUACUCAAGCACAAAAAAGGCAGAGCCAAAACACAAAAGGCUACUAAACAGACGAGCAAAAGACUCACCAGACGUCAGAAAAAAGCAUCAAAGGAUAAGAAAGCAAAGGACUAGAUAAAUUAAACUAGACAGCUUUAAAGCGAAUCAAGUUUCAGAAUAGCAUUAGUACAACUAAAAGAGACAAGUCUAGUAUAAAAAUCUUUUCCAUAAAUUGUACUAUUAGCUUACAUAUUACUUAUUAACUGUUGAGUAUGGUGAAAGUUAUUGCUUAUUUUUUUAUGGAUAAAUGACAAUAAUUCUUGUAGUGUAAGUUAAUGUACCAUGCAUUACUUUCUUUGGAAUCUGAAUGAAUCCAAGAGGAUAUGAUUAAAAACUGCAGAAUCCA